Lasiosphaeria miniovina is the source of this 365-nucleotide messenger RNA. RefSeq lists its product as uncharacterized. The record is from RefSeq and is a predicted model, not a curated record. The coding region runs from base 144 to 320 and encodes 58 amino acids. NCBI's taxonomy places the organism in Eukaryota, Fungi, Ascomycota, Sordariomycetes, Sordariales, Lasiosphaeriaceae. The transcript has a single exon.
UGCAGAGGACGGAAUAGACGACGACGAACGCCGCCCGCCGCUGCCGUCGUCUGCAUCGCCUGACGGGCGGCCGCUGCCGGCUGCUGCGGCGAGGUUGGUGCCCGACACGAAGGGGACGACGUUGUGGGACGGCGCCGUUGACGAUGUUGACAUGCAGAGUCUGGCCGACCUGGUUGCGCUGGGGUUUGGUUGGACUGCUCCUCCCGUUCCUGUUGCUGCUCCUGCUUCUACUUCUGGUUCUGCUCCUGCUUCUACUCCUGCUCCUGCUCCUGCUCCUGCUUCUGCUCCUGGCGUUUCAAGCCUGCCAAGUGGUACACUAGUGCCGUCUGCGCUAGCCGUGGCUGAAACCGAGGGCCUGCUGCCGC